Archocentrus centrarchus (flier cichlid) is the source of this 1406-nucleotide messenger RNA. Its product is annotated as CD9 antigen-like. Bases 153 to 839 code for a protein of 228 amino acids. The transcript is spliced from 8 exons. Gene Ontology annotation, cellular component: plasma membrane. The record is from RefSeq and is a predicted model, not a curated record. NCBI's taxonomy places the organism in Eukaryota, Metazoa, Chordata, Actinopteri, Cichliformes, Cichlidae.
CUGAUCUGAUCGGAGGCUGUCGGAACUGAGCCGAGCAGAGCCGAGCUGACGGCAUCAGGUCGACAGCAGGAAACCCGAGCAGCACCAGGCGAUAAAUAGGAGGAUUAUUUCCCGCUUUAAUUGCUCCGAACACGGUUAAACACACCGCAGGGAUGACGGCUCUGAGCAGCUGGGAGCUGUGCGUAAAGUACGCGCUCUUCAUCUUCAACUUCGUCUUCUGGCUGGCAGGAACCGCGGUGCUGGCCGUGGGACUCUGGCUGCGCUUUGACUCCAGGACGGCAGGACUGUUUGAGGGGGAGGAGUCGCCCUCGGUCUUCUUUACAGGUGUGUACAUCCUGAUUGCGGCGGGGGCUCUGAUGAUGGUCGUGGGCUUCCUGGGAUGCUGCGGAGCCAUCAAAGAGUCACCGUGCAUGCUGGGACUGUUCUUCCUCUUCCUGCUCCUCAUCUUUGCCGCAGAAGUGGCUGCUGGGAUCUGGGGUCUUUCCAACAGCGACCGGGUGGUGGAGGACAUUACAGAGUUUUACAAGCAGACCUACGCCAACUACAAGGACACCAAACAACCGGCACUGAAGGAGACGCUCCGCCUCAUCCACUUUGGACUGGACUGCUGCGGUCCUACAGGAACGGUGUUUGAUGCCGCUAAAGAUAUCUGCCCCAAGCAGGAGGGACUGGAGAUCCUCGUCACCAAGAGCUGUCCGGCUGCUAUUGACGAGGUGUUCAACAACAAGCUGCACAUCAUCGGUGGAGUCGGCAUCGGCAUUGGAGUUAUCAUGAUCUUCGGGAUGAUCUUCAGCAUGAUGCUCUGCUGUGCCAUUAAGAGGUCCAGGGACUUUGUGUAAAAACCCAUAAAACUCUGUCCACCUUUAACGCUGUUGCUGCUUUAAACCAUUUAAGUAAGAAUAACAUCCAUCCGUCCGUGCGCUGCUUGGGUCUGUACAGGAUGGCCUCGUCGACCUGUGAGAGUAUGGAACCUUUGCAAUGAUGCCUCUAACUUAUCCACUCUGUAGGGUCUGCGGGGAGGCUGUAUUUAUAAAUGGAGUAAACUGAAUAAAAGUAGUGCUUAGUUUUUUUUUCUUUUUUUUUCCUCCAAUCUUUUAAAUCAAAGUCCUGCUUUUUGUAACGGGACAGACUGAUCAUCCACUGAACUGAGACAUUUACAACUCUGCUGCCCUCUGGUGGACAUCCCCACUUUCUUUUAAAUAUUUUCACUUUAAGUUGCGUUUUCACAAAAUGUGCUAAAAGUUUGCGCUAACGGAGCUUUUGCAGCUAACUGAAUGUUAAUGACCCAUGUUUUACUUUAAAGCUGCAUGUUAGAAGUUUUAUUUAUUUUAAGUUUUAUGCAAAUGAUUUAAUGAAUGCAGUUAAUAUAUCUUUAAGAUGUCAAAUAAAACAAUGUCUUAAAUGGA